Aspergillus thermomutatus is the source of this 780-nucleotide messenger RNA. It is a transcript of the gene gisB, whose product is annotated as putative zinc knuckle nucleic acid binding protein. Gene Ontology annotation, cellular component: cytoplasm. The record is from RefSeq and is a predicted model, not a curated record. NCBI's taxonomy places the organism in Eukaryota, Fungi, Ascomycota, Eurotiomycetes, Eurotiales, Aspergillaceae. Gene Ontology annotation, molecular function: translation regulator activity; mRNA binding; single-stranded RNA binding. The transcript has 6 exons. Gene Ontology annotation, biological process: positive regulation of cytoplasmic translation. Bases 1 to 780 code for a protein of 259 amino acids.
AUGUUGCUGUCUCGUCGUGCCUGCUACAAGUGUGGCAAUAUUGGCCACUAUGCUGAGGUCUGCUCCUCGUCCGAGCGUCUCUGCUACAAUUGCAAGCAGCCUGGACAUGAGUCCAGCAGCUGCCCGCGUCCUCGUACUACCGAGAGUAAGAUCCGUCCAAUCUCAGGCUUUGGAAAGCGCAAGGAUGUUGACUCGUCGAUAAUAGCCAAGCAGUGCUACAACUGCCAGGGACUAGGCCACGUUCAGGCCGAUUGUCCUACUUUGCGUCUCAACGGUGGAGCUAACGGCCGCUGCUACAACUGCAACCAACCCGGCCAUCUCGCUCGCAACUGCCCCGCUCCUGCUUCUGCUUCUGGUGCUGGUCGUGGUGUCGGUGCUCCUCGCGGGGGAUUUAACGGUGGAUUCCGCGGUGGAUAUGGUGGUUACCCGCGUGCCGCCACUUGCUACAAGUGCGGUGGUCCCAACCACUUCGCUCGUGACUGCCAAGCUCACGCUAUGAAGUGCUAUGCUUGCGGCAAGCUUGGUCACAUCUCCCGUGACUGCACCGCCCCCAACGGUGGCCCCUUGAGCUCUGCUGGCAAGGUCUGCUACAAGUGCUCUCAGGCCGGCCACAUCUCUCGCGAUUGCCCUAACAACGAGGCUGCUAACCAGCAGCCUGCUGAGUCGGCUGCUGCUCCUGCUCCCGCUGCCCCCGCUCCUGCUGCUACCACUGCCGCUGUUGAGGUCAGCGCCGAAGCUGCUCCUGUUACGGCCGCUGCUCCCACCGCCGCUGUCGCUUAA